Aspergillus ibericus CBS 121593 is the source of this 444-nucleotide messenger RNA. RefSeq lists its product as uncharacterized. The record is from RefSeq and is a predicted model, not a curated record. The coding region runs from base 78 to 356 and encodes 92 amino acids. NCBI's taxonomy places the organism in Eukaryota, Fungi, Ascomycota, Eurotiomycetes, Eurotiales, Aspergillaceae. The transcript has a single exon.
UGCAUACAUAGUACAUUGAUUACCCACAUGCCAAUCCAAUCCAGUCCGAUCCCUCUCCUUAUCUUACCUUACCUACUAUGUACCCUGAAGCACCCACGAUACCCGAAUUCCCGACAUUUCCAUGCAUUUCAAACCUUCUCGUCUUACUUUCCUAUCCUGGACAGGAUUUUAUGUGGCGUUUCUGUUUGUCUGUGGCCGCCGCCCCCCUCCGCGGCCCCCCUUCCCCUCCGGUAGCUUUCUUUCUUUUCUUUCUUCAACUGUUCUGUGUGCCCGGGCAGUAUCUAUCCCUUGCUGCUGGGCUCCACUUUUGGUGCAAUUCUAUUUGCGUUUGUUUUGUUGUAUGUAUUAGUAGUUAGUACUGGGGGAGAGUGGUGUCAUGUGAUUCUGGUGUGUUAUAUAUUUCCGGGGAUUGGGGAUUGGGGAUUGGGGGAGUUUAAUUGGGGA